GCGCUGCGGUUCCGGAGGGCGGGGCGGGGCGCGCCGGGGAGUCGGGGCGCCAGCCGCCGGUUUCGAUUAGUGCGCGGAGCUGCGGCGGCGGCGAAGGGUCUGGAGCUGCGCAGCCCGGAGCCCGGCGGCGAGGCGGAGGGGCGGCGGCAGCGGGUGCGCAGGCGCGCAGGGGCCGGCCGCGGCCGCGACGGUGUGGAGAGGAGCCGGGGCGCGGGGCCACGGCCGGCCUGACCACGGAGCGCGGUCGCCGCAGCGUCUGCAGCCGCGAGCGCGCCCAGGGUAGCGCGCGGGCGGGGGCGCGCAGGCCCUGCCCGCCCCUUCCGUCCCCACCCCCCUCCGGCCCUUCCUCUCCCCACCUUCCUCUCGGCUCCUGCGCCCCCGCGCCGGGCGCCCACCCUGUCCUCCUCCUGCGGGAGCGCUGUCCGCGGCGGCGGCUGGAGCGGGCCGGGCCGGGCCGGGGGAUGGCGCUGCUGGACCUGGCCCUGGAGGGAAUGGCCAUCUUCGGGUUCGUCCUCUUCUUGGUGCUGUGGCUGAUGCAUUUCAUGGCCAUCAUCUACACCCGAUUACACCUCAACAAGAAGGCAACGGACAAACAGCCAUAUAGCAAGCUCCCAGGGGUGUCUCUUCUGAAACCACUGAAAGGAGUAGACCCUAACCUAAUCAACAACUUGGAAACAUUCUUUGAAUUGGAUUAUCCCAAAUAUGAAGUACUCCUUUGUGUACAAGAUCACGAUGAUCCAGCCAUCGAUGUAUGUAAGAAGCUGCUUGGAAAAUAUCCAAAUGUUGAUGCUAGAUUGUUUAUAGGUGGCAAAAAGGUUGGCAUUAAUCCUAAAAUUAAUAAUUUAAUGCCAGGAUAUGAAGUUGCAAAGUAUGAUCUUAUAUGGAUUUGUGAUAGUGGAAUAAGAGUAAUUCCAGACACACUCACUGACAUGGUUAACCAAAUGACAGAGAAAGUGGGCCUGGUUCACGGGCUGCCUUACGUAGCAGACAGACAGGGCUUUGCCGCCACGUUAGAACAGGUAUAUUUCGGAACUUCUCAUCCGAGGUCCUAUAUCUCUGCCAAUGUCACGGGUUUCAAAUGUGUGACAGGAAUGUCCUGUUUAAUGAGGAAGGAUGUGUUAGAUCAAGCAGGAGGACUUAUAGCUUUUGCUCAAUACAUUGCUGAAGAUUACUUUAUGGCCAAAGCAAUAGCUGACCGAGGUUGGAGGUUUGCGAUGUCUACUCAGGUUGCAAUGCAAAACUCUGGCUCGUAUUCAAUUUCUCAGUUUCAAUCCAGAAUGAUCAGGUGGACCAAAUUGCGAAUUAAUAUGCUUCCUGCUACAAUCAUUUGUGAGCCAAUUUCAGAGUGUUUUGUUGCCAGUCUAAUUAUUGGAUGGGCAGCCCACCAUGUGUUCAGAUGGGACAUUAUGGUGUUUUUCAUGUGUCAUUGCCUGGCGUGGUUUAUAUUUGACUACAUUCAACUCAGGGGUGUCCAGGGUGGCACACUGUGUUUUUCAAAACUUGAUUAUGCAGUAGCUUGGUUCAUCCGUGAAUCCAUGACAAUAUACAUCUUUCUGUCGGCGUUGUGGGACCCGACCAUAAGCUGGAGAACCGGACGCUACAGGUUGCGUUGUGGAGGCACGGCCGAGGAGAUCCUGGAUGUAUAACUACAGCUUUGUGACUGUACAUAUGGAAAAAAGAGAAGUAUUAUAAAUUAUGUUUAUAUAAAUGCUUUUAAAGAUCUACCUUCAGUAGUUUUAUCACAUGUAUGUUUUUGUAUCUGUUCUUUAAUUUAUUUGCAUGGCACUUGCAUCUGUGGGAAAAAGCAAAAAAAAAAAAAAAAAAAACCACAUCUGUAGUCUUGGCCAAAUAGUACACUUUAUUUUAUGAAAGUAGAGAAUCAAGAGAAUUGGUUCUAGGAACCUGGGUUUGGUUUUUGUGGUUGGUUGUUUAUUUUUAAAAAAUAAAUAUAUAUGUAUAUAUGAACGCUCUGCAACAAACACUAUGACAGUAUCCUUCAGUAGAGAAAGUUUCUUAUUUGUGAGUACACUCUUUGAACAUUUAUGGGAUUGCAGCAGCUUUGUUUUGGGGUUUAGAAAAGACUAGAAGGUCAUCACUCUUCACGUCUCAAGUGAACGAUGUUAUGCCGUGAACAACCCACCAUGAGGUACUAACUGAGAAACUUUCUCGUGCUUUCUGCCUACCUCUUGUAGUUGUUGCAGAGCAAAAUAUAAAUUGUAAUAAGGUAGCUAGGCCUUGCGAAAACAAAUGGAAAACCUUUCAAAAUAAUAAUAAAGAGCUGGAGUCUAGUAUUUCUAUGAA
Equus quagga is the source of this 2301-nucleotide messenger RNA. RefSeq names its product UDP-glucose ceramide glucosyltransferase (gene UGCG). The transcript has 9 exons. Gene Ontology annotation, cellular component: membrane. Gene Ontology annotation, molecular function: ceramide glucosyltransferase activity. The coding region runs from base 462 to 1646 and encodes 394 amino acids. The record is from RefSeq and is a predicted model, not a curated record. Gene Ontology annotation, biological process: glucosylceramide biosynthetic process. NCBI's taxonomy places the organism in Eukaryota, Metazoa, Chordata, Mammalia, Perissodactyla, Equidae.